Molecule: messenger RNA, 6703 nt
Organism: Myripristis murdjan (pinecone soldierfish)
Lineage: Eukaryota; Metazoa; Chordata; Actinopteri; Holocentriformes; Holocentridae
Product: proteasome activator complex subunit 4B-like
Exons: 47
Coding region: 166-5613 (1815 amino acids)
Biological process (GO): proteasomal ubiquitin-independent protein catabolic process
Cellular component (GO): spermatoproteasome complex; cytosol; nucleus
Molecular function (GO): peptidase activator activity; proteasome binding
Source: RefSeq, a predicted model, not a curated record
GUGACACACUUUCCUCAGUGAUCGCCUGCCUGGACACAGCGGAUUAUGCCGUCUAAUUUUGCAGCGCACUUCAAGCCAGGCAUACCACUCAGCAGACAGGAAGGGCCGCUUUUCUUUGCUUUUACGCACACGCACAAACUGGAAAAGUGACUUGGCGAGCGCGAUAUGACCGUGGAUCGGGACAUGAGCAGCCCGUCAGGGUUCAUCCCGCAAAAGGAGAUCGUGUAUAAUGGCCUGCUGCCUUACGCGGACCGGUUGGAUAAGGAGGCCACGGAGCUCUUGGCGGAAAUCAAAGCGAACCUAUGCAGAGCUGUGCUGGUCAGGGAGCUGUGGCCUGGAGUCUCCUUCUGGUCGAGGAAACUAUUCUCGUUCUUGAAGCUGUAUGGCCGGAGGUUCAGUAAAGAGGACCAUGUUCUCUUUAUUAAGCUGCUCUAUGAAUUGGUCACACUGCCUAACCUGGAGCCCCACAUGAUGCAGGGCUACGCCAGGCUCCUCAUACAGCUCCUCAAGAAGAAGGAGCUGCUAUCAAGGGAUGACUUACAGUUGCCAUGGCGACCGCUAUACGAGCUGUACGAGAGGGUCCUGUACUCCAAAACUGAGCACCUCGGCCUCAUCUGGUUCCCUAACUCGGUGGACAACAUUUUGAAGGCUUUGAUCAAGAGCUGCCGACUGUAUUUCCCGGUGUCGUCCACCCAGGAAAUGCUGGAUGAGUGGCGCCCCCUGUUGUGCGUGUUCGACGUGGUCAUGCAGAAGGCCGUCAGCAACAUGGAGCUGUUCCUCCCCACCAUCAUGCCCCCAGAGGAGCACAGCCAGGGCUUCCAGUUGUGGUUUGAUGAGCUAAUGAAUCUCUGGAUGUCAGUGCAGAAUCAGCCAAGCUGGGAAGGGCACUUGGUGAACCUGUUUGCUCGCCUGGCCAAUGACAACAUCGGCUACGUAGACUGGACACCGUAUAUCCCCACAAUCUUUACAAGGAUCCUGCGCAGUCUCAACCUGCCAGUGGGGGUUAGUCAGAUGGUGGCACCACGAUACCUCACCAACUCCUAUGACAUUGGACACUUGGUGUUGUUGAUCACUGCCCUUCUGGGUGGACCAGGAAACCCUGCACAGAAAGAGCUGACCUGCCUCUUCAAUAGUAUCGCCUCUUUUUACCAUCCAUCCAACCACGGCCGCUGGCAAUCUCGACUGAUGCGCCUGCUCCAGCGGCUUCCGGCCAGCGUGGUGCGGCGCGUGCACCGGGAGCGCCACGCCGCCCCCAGCUGGAUCCCACCGGUUCCUGAGCAGCAGAGGCUGACUGACGCAGACCUGCAGGAGUUCAGCAGCAGCCUCAUUGGAGCCGCACUGCUGGCCAUGUUCAGUAAAACAGGCAGUAUGGACGCGGCCUACGCUCUGCAGAACCUGGCUCUCCUCACCCCAGAGCUCAUCAUACCACCUGUGCUAGAGAAAACCUAUGCAGCCAUGGAGACCCUGACGGAGCCUCACACCCUCACCGCCACCCUCAGCUGUAUGAUCGGCAUGGCUCGCAGCUUGGUCUCCGCUAGCAACCAUUACCCAGAAGGCCGUACGCAUGUGCUCCCGUUGCUCAUGGGUUCCCUGCCCGGCGUGGAUCCCAAUGACUUCAGCAAGUGCAUGAUAACAUUCCAGUUUAUUGCCACCUUCACCGCUCUGGUGCCUUUAGUGGACUGUUCAUCUGCUCCUUCUCAACAGGGCGAUCUGACAGAGAUUGAGAAAGAUCUGUGUUUCGCUUCAGCUGAAUUUGAAGACUUUGUUCUCCAGUUUCUGGACAGGUGUUUUGCACUGAUAGACAGCAGUACCCUGGAACAGACGAGAGGCGAGACAGAGACAGAUACCCAAACUCAGCUGGAGAGCCUGGUGGAGCUGGGCCUGUCCUCCACCGUCAGCACCAUACUGACACAGUGCUCCAUAGACAUAUACAAGGUGGCGUUGCAGAAAGUGUACAACUUUGCCACCACAAACAUCUUUGAGACGUGUGUGUCAGGAAGGAUGGUGGCUGACAUGUGCAGAGCUGCAGCAAAGUGUCAUCCCGCUGAGUCUCUCCGUCUGUUCGUCCCUCACUGCUGCAGCGUCAUUUUCCACAUCACUGACAAUGAGGAGCUGUUGAAUGAAGAGGAGCUGGACAAGGAGCUCUUGUGGAAUCUCCAGCUGCUCUCCGAGGUAACACGCGUGGAUGGUGAACAGCUGUUGAAAUACCAAGGGGACUUGGAGCGGAUCCUGAGCGUGUGUGUGCGUCUGCGCUGUAAACGGGCGUACACACUCGCCUGCAGUCUGCUGGAACACACACUCCGAUCGCUGUCUCUCAUCUACCCCACAGAGUACCGCAGCACCCCUGGAGCCUUUGAUAGCGACCUCCCCAUACGGGACUGGGGCAGAGCUGGAGAUGUGGCAGCGUUGGGAGUGUGUUGGCACGUGCCCAGUCAGGAGGAGGAGAACUUUGUUUUCCAGCUGCUGUCCCGCCUCCUGCACCCUGAGCUCCAGCGAAUAAAAGACCAUGUCUCUGGAGAUCAGCCAAUGAGCAGGGAGGAGCUGUUGCAGAGUCUAGCCAUAGUGCAGCAUUGCCUUCUUGGAGCUGGAAGCAUUCUGCCCCCUCUGGAUGGACCGCACGUAUCUGACCUCGUACCCUCCAUGGUGAAUUUGGAGGAGAUCAAGCUGCAUAUUGGUGUUGACUAUGAUGAUUCAAGGGAGAACUACAGAGAGUCCAUCUGCCAAACCAUGAGACUGCUGCUACAUCAUAUUCUGGAGCACUCUGAGGACGACACCAAGUCACUUUUCGUUAUCAUUAAGAUCAUCAGUGACCUCAUGUUUUUCCGAGGCACACACAAGAAGGAGUUUGACUCCCGCUGGAAAAGCUUCACUCUUGUCAAGAAGUCCAUGGAAAACAGGCUUCAUGGGAAAAAGCAGCACAUCCGAGCACUGCUCAUCGACAGAGUUUUGCUCCAGCAUGAGAUGAGGAAACUGGUGGUUGAAGGCAGCGAAUAUAAAGUUGUACAUCAGGAGCUGCUCUGUGAUCUGCUGCUGCUGUCUACUAGCACUUAUAGUCAGGUACGCAGCAGGGCCCAGAAUGUGCUGAUGACGGCGUUGGGAACAUACAGCUUCUCCUACAGAGACCUGACUCCCAGAAUCCUACAGCUUCUCUCACCUCAACACACCGAUGUCACUCAGCAGCAGUUCAAGGGUGCCCUGUACUGCUUACUGGGAGUGUAUGGUGGUGUGUGUCUGGCCAGUGUGAGGGACUGGGACUGUAUCGGGGAGGUGUGGCCUGCGCUGGUCCGCUGCGGCUUAUCGCCCUCCAUGACCCUGGAAAAGCCCUCCAUUGGCCGACUGUUAGAUGACAUCACAGACAGAAUCCAUCGCCAGCACGACACCAUCGGCAUCUAUUUCAGCGUAUCUGAGGGAUGUGUAGAAAUAGCCAAUCAAAUCGCAGAGUCUCAGAACCCCGCCCCUUGCUUAGCCGCGCCCACCAUAGAAGAACUAAAGGAGGGGCUUCAACGUCAGCGAAUCAGAAACCUGGUUGCAGCCAGGAAAUAUGAAAAGCUGGUUAAUGACCUCUUGGAUUGCCUUGAAGACAGAGACCUGCCCUGGAAGUUUGAGCACAUGGCCACGGACCUGUUGUCUAUCCAGCUGAGGGACGACCACCCUCUGCCCCCUGACGCCGUCCUCUAUUUCACACAGGGCCUCACGCACGACUCAAUCAGCAUACGCAAGGUGGCGAUCUCAGCAGUGGCUGGCAUCCUGAAACAGCUGAAAAGACCAAGACCGAAAGUGACUGUGAAGCCAUCAGAUAUCAGUGGUAUAGAGGAUCCAGAGGGUGUGUGUGUAGGGGAUCGCGAGACAAAUCGCUGGCUACAGUAUGACAGCAACAAUCUACCUCUAAGUCAGGAACAGUGGGACUCCCAGCACUACGUGGAGAAAACCCACUGGGGCUACUAUUCGUGGCCAAAAGAACUGAUGAUCUAUGCAGCUUCAGAAACGCCAAAAGACAACCUGCCAAAUGAGGAGAUGAGCGAGGGUGAAAAGAUCAUCUUUGAGUAUUUUUCGGACCCAGAGUUCAUUGACCAGCUUUUGGGAUUCCUCUCUCUUGAGGAUAGGAAAGGAAAAGACACCUUCAGCCCUCGACGCUUCUGUCUCUUCAAGGGGCUGUUUCGUAACUAUGGCGACGAAUUCCUGCCGUUACUAUGGCCUCACCUAGAGCAGCUAGCCGGUGACUCCCAUGAGAGCUCACAGCGCUGUGUGUGUGAGAUUACUGCAGGACUAAUCAGAGGCAGCAAACACUGGAGUUUCAGCAAGGUGGAGAAGUUAUGGCAGCUCUUGUGUCCUUUGAUCAGGACAGCGUUGGCCAACAUCACAGUGGAAACCUACACAGAUUGGGGCACCUGCAUCGCUACUGCUUGUGAGGGCCGGGACCCCAGGAAGCUCAGUUGGUUGUUAGAGCUGCUGAUGGAGAGCCCACUCAGUGGGGAGGGGGGCUCCUUCAGGGAUGCCAGCCUGCUGUAUGUGCUCCAGGGUGGUCUGGCCCAGCAGCAGUGGAGAGUGUCUGAACUGCUACACCGACUGCUAGCGUACCUGGAGCCCAAACUCACGCAGGUCUACAAGAACGUGCGGGAGCGCAUUGGCAGUGUCCUGACCUACAUCUUCAUGAUAGACGUAGCCCUGCCCCACACCCAGCCCACAUCCUCCCCCCAUGUGGCAGAGUUCGUCACUCGGGUCCUGGAGCGCCUCAAGCCCCUCACCUCGGAGCAGGAGAUCCACAACCACGUUCACGAGGAGAACACCCAGGAGACGGACGAGCGCACCCAGGCUGUCAAACUGCUCAAGACGGUUUUAAAAUGGUUAAUGGCAAGCGCAGGGCGAACUUUCACCACUCCCGUUCAGCAGCAACUACAGCUCCUACCUCUGCUCUUCAAGAUUGCCCCGGUGGAGAUUGAUGAGAGCUAUGAUGAGAUGAAGCAGGAUGCGCGCACGUGUCUCUCUCUCAUGUCCCAGGGCCUGCUGUACCCUGAGCAAAUCCCUCUAGUCCUGGCAGCUCUUGAGGAGAUGGCGGUGAGCAGGUCAUGGCAUGCGCGCUACUCAGUGCUGACCUACCUCCAGAUCAUGGUUUUCUACAACUUGUUUACACUGCUCAGCCUGUCUGCUGAGGUCCUGCGCAUCCGUAAGCUGGUGAUGCAGCUGCUGCUGGAUGAACAGCUAGAGGUUAGGGACAUGGCAGGCACCACCCUCAGUGGUUUACUGCAGUGCCAGUUCUUCCCCCUGGACUCCAGUCUGCAGACACAGCUCCAGACGCUGAGUCAGACUCGCCUCCCCAAGGCCAGGGGAGAGCUGGCCUCCACAGACUUGGUUCGGCGACAUGCUGGAGUCCUAGGUCUCAGUGCGUGCAUCCUGUCAAGUCCCUAUGAAGUUCCAGACUGGAUGCCCCAGAUACUGAUGGAUCUGAGUGACCAUCUCAAUGAUCCACAGCCUAUAGAGAUGACAGUGAAGAAGACCCUGUCGGACUUCAGGCGAACUCACCAUGAUAAUUGGCAGGAGCACCGGCAGUGCUUCACUGAUGACCAGCUGCUCGUGCUCACAGAUCUGCUGGUGUCGCCCUGCUACUACGCCUAGACAGCAAACUAGAAAAGUAGUCCUCUACAGACAGACAGAGUAGCCCCAUAGGGAAAAAACACCAGCAAUUACACCCUCUAUACUGUUAGGAACUCAGCUGUCAUUACUGCCUGUUAUAGUACCAUCUGAUAAUGCUGUAGCAGUUUAGAGCCCUGCCUCUGGAAACUCUUGUGCCACUGUUGGCCUUUGAUUUAACUCAGCCAGAAAGCAGACCUGGGCAAAAUGGUUUCAAAUAUUGAACUUGGUGCAUUUGAUUUUUCUCAUCAGGCACUUCAGCAGCCCCAAAGGUGGCCACUUUACUUUACAGAUAACCACCCUUUCUUUAUUUUUUGGUUUUCCUCCCGCCCCCUUCCUCUCUAUUUAAAACAUAGUUAACCACUGUUUUGCCCAUAUCUGCCAGAAACCUCUCCUUUAUCUCUCCAGCUCACCGUCUCUCUUCACACUACUGCUGUUUCAAAGAUAACACAAAUACUGUACUUAGGAGGUGGGACUGCCCAUUCCUCUACUACAUAUAAGAGCAAUAUAUAAUACAUAUGAUUAUGAAUAUGUAGUAUUAAUAUAAAAUAUAAAUAUAAAAUUAUGCACUAAAAAUGAUAAUGUAUCCUAAUAUAUGAUAGGAUAUAUAAUAUAAUUGUAUUAUCAUUAUAUAUCUGUCUAAACACUAUAACAUGCUAUUACUAAAAUAAGAAAAAACUACAACUAUACUGAGCUGAAAUAAUAUUAAUACCACAUUUCUACACACCUUACUGUUAUGUGUAGUACAUACUGUACAAUAGGUCAGCAGUGAGAGAAUUACUGUUUUUACUCUUUGAUACACUUACUGUACAAAUUGUAAUAAGAGAUGUAUUUUAUUUUAGACAAGAGGAAUGACUGUGGUGUGCUGCAUGUUCACCACAAUUGAUUGUAUAACUAUAUAACAUGGUUCAUCUGUAUAUAUCUGUAUCACAUAGCGUUCCUAGCAGAUAUUGUAAUUCUCUGAACAUAGAGGAACAGGUGUUGACAGCGCUGUAGUUUAGUGCCAAACUGUUCUAUAGCUAUGCUGCAUAGCUCCUGCUACUGACCAAAAUCAAUAAAGACAGUUAACUGGUUA